Trichophyton rubrum CBS 118892 is the source of this 1613-nucleotide messenger RNA. Its product is annotated as uracil-DNA glycosylase. Gene Ontology annotation, cellular component: nucleus; mitochondrion. The transcript has 2 exons. The record is from RefSeq and is a predicted model, not a curated record. Gene Ontology annotation, biological process: base-excision repair, AP site formation via deaminated base removal; base-excision repair. NCBI's taxonomy places the organism in Eukaryota, Fungi, Ascomycota, Eurotiomycetes, Onygenales, Arthrodermataceae. The coding region runs from base 221 to 1063 and encodes 280 amino acids. Gene Ontology annotation, molecular function: uracil DNA N-glycosylase activity.
UGCAGGUUGCGAUGCGUUGAAGAAGCCGGAAAGUUGGAAAGCUUGGCGGAAGAAGCAAAAAAAGGUUUUGCAGUUUUUAGGUUGCUGAGUCAGCAUGCAGAUAUCCAGGCCAGGCAGAAGCUGGAAGAGUUGAAGACGACGAGAAGACGAAGAACAAAACUAAGAACAAGAAGGAGAAGAAGAAGAAGAAGACGAAGGAGAUAAUAGAAGAAGAGAAGAGAUGAAGAGGGCGGCGAGCAUCACGUCGAAGGAGGCAAAGAAGCCCAAGUCGACGAUCACGGCGUUCUUCGCGUCGUCGCCAGGCUCAGGCACAGCUACAUCGGCAGCUCCAAGGGCCACGUUCGACAAGGCCAAAUGGACGAGCAGCCUGACAGCCGAGCAGCGGGAGCUGCUGAAGCUCGAGAUAGACACGCUGGACGAGAGCUGGCUGGCCCAUCUGACGGACGAGCUGCUCUCGCGCGAGUUCCUGGCGCUGAAGCGUUUCCUGCGUGACGAGAAGAAGUCUGGUGCCAAUAUCUUCCCCCCCGAGCAGGACAUCUACUCAUGGUCGAGGUACACGCCGCUGCACAAGGUCAAGGCGGUCAUCAUAGGCCAGGACCCGUACCACAACCACGGCCAGGCUCACGGUCUCUGCUUCUCCGUACGCCCGCCGACGCCAGCUCCCCCUUCGCUCAAGAACAUCUACCUUGCCCUGAAGAACGACUACCCGGCCUUCGAGGAGCCCGCCAACCGCGGAGGGCUGCUCACUCCAUGGGCCCAGCAAGGGGUACUCCUGCUCAAUACCUGUCUCACCGUCCGAGCUCACAAUGCAAACUCCCAUUCGCAGCGUGGCUGGGAGCGUUUCACCCAGCGGGCCAUUGACCUUGUCGCCCGUGUACGCACAAAGGGGGUCGUCUUCCUGGCCUGGGGUAGCCCUGCAGGCAAGAGGGUGUCUGGAGUCAACAGGGAGAGACACUGUGUUCUACAGUCUGUCCAUCCAAGCCCUCUCAGUGCCCACAAGGGAUUUGUACGUAUACCACGCAUGUUUUUGUUCUUCUUGUCCAUCAUUCUGGGCCUUAGCUGACUCUUUCUAGUUGACGUGCGGGCAUUUUAAAAAGGCCAAUGACUGGCUACAGACUCGAUACGGGGACGACGGUAUCAUUGACUGGAGUCUCACCUCGAAGCCUCUCGUCACUGUCACCUCUGUCACCACUGCCACAGAGACAGUCGAGGAGGACGGCAAGACAGAUACAGUAUCAAAGACAACUGUAGAAGAAAAGUCAGAUACUAUAUCGAAGACUGCUACCGUUACUACCACUGCCACCACUACGGAUGCAGCUACUGACACAGCUACAUCUACUGCUACCAAGGUAGAUGACAAUAAUGAGGAUGCUGACAGUGACUAUGGUCAGGACUUCAUCGAGGAUGAGACAAAGUAGUUUCACUUCUUUGCUCUCCAUGUUGAUUUUCUAUGUUUCUAGCACUUUUAUCUUUCUCAGCAGGCGUUCACCUCUUUUAUUUUUGAUAUGUUGAUCAAUUUUGAGAUCUAAUUCCUUGUACUAUUGUCGAAAUUCCAUAGAAUUCAGCUUGCAUUACAAGGCCUGGAUCAAUCUAUAGAGGCAAAACAAAGAAUA